Alligator sinensis (Chinese alligator) is the source of this 5731-nucleotide messenger RNA. RefSeq names its product BAI1 associated protein 3 (gene BAIAP3). The record is from RefSeq and is a predicted model, not a curated record. Bases 469 to 3843 code for a protein of 1124 amino acids. NCBI's taxonomy places the organism in Eukaryota, Metazoa, Chordata, Crocodylia, Alligatoridae. The transcript is spliced from 32 exons.
UCCUGUGAAAGACAGGCCCGUGUUAAGGUUGCGGCGUUAAACACUCGAGCGGUAGGAAACGCCAGAGGCGAGGGGAGGUCUGUGCUCUGAAUUCAGACCCCUUCUGUGCCUCAGCGUUGGGAUGCGCGUGUGUUUAUCUAGGUCUGGUUGGUUUCUUCACAGGGUACCUGCCUGGCUUGCUAUGUCGGCUGCAUGGCGGGUGAGAGGUGGCUGUACAGAGUAACAAAUGCGGCUGUUUCUUACACAGCUGCUGCCUUGUGAAACCUAAAGAUUCAGGUUGUUCAAAACUUACUGCCGCAGCCUCAAACCUCACUCGAUUCAAGGCUUCUAACAGCUGCUCUGAGUGUUUGAAGCCUUGGAAAUGAUACGGACGGUCCAUUUCAGGGCUUACUGCCACUGACAUCACUCCGCACUUAAUGAGCGUUGCUAUGUUAACUUUGGAUAAUUGCAUACUCUGGGCUAACAGCCAUGUCGACACUGCUGGAGAUAAAAAGCAGCGUGCUGAGGCAGGUGCAGAAUCGACAGUCCUUUCAUCAUAAAACCACAGUGGCAACAGCCAGCGACUCUGCACAGGAGAUCAGUGAAAUGACAAGUGCUGUCAGGAAGGAUACAGAAGAUGACGAUUUUUUUGAAAGACUGAAAAGAGUCCUGAAAAAAGAAUCUAGGCUGCAUUCUGGACAAUUUGAGGGUGUUUUGAACAGCAGCACUCCACCUCCUCCUGAGACUGUUAGACAAAGUCAUGCCAUGGAGGAGAUGAAGCCAACAAAGGAGGAGGUAGAAAUGCUGUAUGAAGAAGCUUUAUACACUGUGGUUUAUAGAUCAGGAGUAGUAUCAUCAGAACAUACUGCCAAUGAAGAUAAACUCUUUGAGUAUCUGCAAAAGGUCUUUGGAGUGAGUGUGAAUGAGCAUGAGGUUAUUCUGCAGCGGAUCAGGGAGACAAAGGGUCCGGGUUAUGCUUUAAAAGUUACAGUUGUGGAAGCAAAGAAUCUUCUAGCCAAAGAUAGCAAUGGUUUCAGUGAUCCUUAUUGCAUGCUAGGAAUCCUGAUAGGACAACAGUACGCAAAAGAACCAGAAGAAAAGAAAGAAAGAAAAUUUAGUUUCAGAAGAAAAAAGGAGAAGAUGGAAAAAUGGUCUAGUGUAAAAGAUGCACUCCCAGCAAAGUAUAUCCAAGUCACAAAAGUCAAGAACAAUACCCUAAACCCAGUUUGGAAUGAGAACUUUCUUUUUGAAAUAGACAACACUUCCAUGGACCAGCUGCACCUGGAUAUCUGGGACCAUGAUGAUGAUGUAUCAGUAGCAGAAGCUUGUAAGAAACUGAAUGAAGUAUCUGGCUUUAAGGGAAUGGGCAGGUAUUUUAAACAGAUUGUGAAAUCAGCCAGGGCUAAUGGAACAGCUGGAGCUUCUGAGGACAAUGCAGAUGACUUCCUGGGCUGCCUUAACAUCUCUGUUAAUGAGAUUCCUGUUGGUGGUCUAGAUAAAUGGUUUAAAUUGGAACCAAGAUCUAGUUCAUCUCGAGUGCAAGGAGAUUGUCACCUCAUUCUCAAACUGGUUAUAACUCAGAGAGAGACAUUAUUAUGCAAGAGGACAUCAAGCUUAAUAAUGCAUGAAAUGCUACUGAGACAGCUGCUGCAAUAUGAGCAUCGACAGAGAGAGCCUGAUUAUUACAACUGGAAAGGAGAAGUGAGCAAAUUUGCUUUUACUGUGAUUUCUCACCAUCGAACACAGACAGACCUUUCACCUUUUCAGAAUGCUGUGGUACAAUGGCAGACAUGUAGCAAACUCCAUCAGAAAUGGAACAUGGACUAUUCUUACCUUCUGGAGCUCUUAAAACACAUUGAGGAACAAUGGGAUCCUGCUGUUCUUCAGAGAGAGCAGGAGGAGAACUUGGCUGAAAGUUUUAAUAGCUUUGCUGAACACUGUCUCUUGCAGUUGAGGAAAUUAAGGGAGAUAUUCCCUGUUGCUAACAGCAUUGCCAUUGGGCGUUUGGAAUUCUUAUUGAGGUGUCUCAGUCAGAUCUAUAGCAUGCAGCCUUUCCAAAGUGUUUGCCCCUUUCAUAAUGAGCUUCAUGUAGAAAUUGCAACUGCUUUAAAGAAAGGUACGCUGGAAUGGUAUGAGGAAAUGCAGAUCAAGGAAAGACUCAAGAGAAAGGUAGCUGACGAUGUCAGUGUUGCUAUGGAAGAAGUAAAUGUGAAGCUGGAACAGGAGGAUUGCAAACUGAAACCUUACAUUGGAGAACUCAUAUUUGAACUUCAUAUCACCUUGAAUGAAAUAAAAGGUUUUCAAGAAUGUCUCCCUUUGAAAGACAAUAAGUCUUUGACCCUAUCAGGAUUUCAUGAGUUGUUCAAAAUCCCAAUCCAUAUGUUGUUGAGGACAUUACAUGAAAAAACAUGCGAAAGAAUACAAAAGGCAGUGCAAAAAGACAAGCUGGAGUCUGUGGAUUCGGUUUCAAAGUACAGCAGCUCUGCAGUUGACGUAACAGUCUGUUUCUCGCUAAUGAAAGAGCUUUGGCUCCAGCUUUCCUGGCCUGAUGCCACAGAAGCCUUUACUUUUAUAACUCAACUUGUGGAUGAUAUCAGCAGGGCAGCUAUUCAAUACUCAGAACUGAUCAGACGAAAAGUUGAUAAAAGCCACCAUUCAGAAAGUGGAGUUAUGACUGAGCAGCUCUGCACAAUUUUGAAUAAUGUUGAACAUGUUCGGAAAUUCAUUGGGCAUAUCCUAAAGGAUUUAGAUUGGAAAUCUCUGGAAUCGGUGGUGGUGGAAUCCUGUAGCCCAGGACACAAACGAGUUCCCAAGGCACUUGACGUUCAGUGGCAGGGUAUUGACGUAGAUCUGCAGAGACAGACUAAAAAUACAAUCGCCCACUUGACAGACAAGAUGAUAGGAGACAUUAAAAAGUACAUACAGCACAUAAGCCUUUCUCCAGACUCUAUACAAAAUGAUGAGGCUGUCUCCCCCCUAAUGAAAUAUCUUGAUGACAGAUUAAUAAUACUGAAUGACUCUUUAGUAAAGGAGAAUCUCUAUAGAGUUCUUGAGGAUCUCUGGGGUUUAUUGCUGAAGUUAAUAAUUGAUGCUCUGGAUAGUAAUAGAGAUGUUUCUGUGGAAUUCUUUGGAAGAUUUUAUUAUACACUUGAGGCUCUUGUUGGGUUAUUCCAUGCAGAAGGACAGGGGCUGCCUCUGGAAACUCUGUGGAAUAGAGAUUAUAAGGUACUGGAGGAAGAACUGCGAUUAAGUAAAUGCACCACAAAUGAACUUAUUGAACAUUAUUACCUGGAUAAGCAAAAAUGGAGAUCAACUGAUCAAAGCAAAUAUGGGCGAAUAAGUGUGAAAUGUUAUUAUGAAGCUUCUGAACAGAAACUCCACGUUGAAGUCUUGCAUGCUGCAGACCUCAUAGCAUUGGAUGCUAAUGGUCUCAGUGACCCUUUUGUCAUCAUUGAGCUUUGUCCUCACCAUGUUUUCCCAAUGGUAAAAAGCCAAAGAACACAAGUUAAGGCCAAAACUCUGAACCCUGUGUAUGACGAACUCUUCCAUUUUUCAGUUACAUAUAAACAAUGCAGGAGACGGGCAGCCUGCAUUCUGUUUACAGUGAUGGAUCAUGACUGGCUGUCAUCAAAUGAUUUUGCUGGAGAAGCUGUCAUGCCAAUGAAUCUGAUCUGUGGUUUGAAUGAACUUGAAGUAUCUGGUGGCUUGAAAAAUGUUCAGCCAACUGUUCUUAAACUGACAAGACCAAAAGCUAAUAAUGUUAAGUCAAUACUGAAGAUGCUGGAGGGACGGAUGGACAAGGAAGCACAAGAGUUUGUGAAAAGGCUGAAGGAAAUGGAAAAGUGCAUGGGAAGUGCCGACUGAGUUACGUUACAUAAGUCAUGGGCCCCUUGUACCAAAACACGUUCGUGAAAAACGUCAGAAGUAAACAAUCAUUUUUCAUUUGAUAUCCAGAGAUGUCAGUAAUGUCAAACCAAGACAUUCAGUGGCAGUCUUAUGUAAUUACUGUUUGUGAUGAUCUCAUGAUAGUUGUGACAAAUGUUUAAACAUUUAAUUGUUUCUGCUUUUAGACUGCCAAUGAUAGCAAAUUCCACUUAACGCACCAUUAGAGCUCCUAGGGGACAUUACGUAACACCCUUUCACAACCAGUGAAGGCUGUGAGUGAUGAUCUAAACAUGAGAAGGCGUCCACAGUUCCAAGGGUUAUGCUACAGAAUUACCUAGACCUAGCCAUUUGGUGCUUGAUGGCCACUAAGAUAAUGAUAAUCUAAUUCUCAAAACUGCUUUAUUGAUUUUAGGCAUCCAAUUUCAGAUGUCUUAGCAGGCCUAAUUUCAGAAAAUGCUAAGCACUCCUCCUUUGAAAAUGUUAAGGUCUCUUAGGUAUUUAAAACUGAAGUCAGGAAUGUUGUACGAUUCAAAAAAGAACAGGCUUCUGUCUGACUAACUAUCUAUAGUUUGGGAAGGGUAUAUUCAGUCUCUUGAUCUAGGAUACAAGCCAGUUGGGAUGACUUGUGGAGGAAUGUUAUCCUAUUUGUACCUACUAUCAGGAUGUUACCCUUUCUCUGCAGUUUGGUGCUGGACACACUUAGCAAAGAAAUUGGACUUAAGUGGAUCAUGGGCUUGAUCCACCCAGCAGUUCCUCUAUUUGUUAACUAUUUGCCCCUUAUGAAAAUUGGAACUCAAAAGGCUCCCUCCCCACCCCGAAUUUUAAAGCAUUUUUCCAAGACACUGCUGUGGAAAUCAGCAAGUAAAUAAAUACCUCAUCAGCUAUUGUGCAAACCCUUCCAAGAGCUUCAUCUGUGCUGCAGAUGCCAUCCACAAUGUUUUUGCAUAGCCAACUUCCUAAUCUGAGACUCAUGCCAGGAAAAGGUUUAAAAAAAAAUUGAGAUCAAAGGGAAUUUUCCAAAAUGGGGCUGAGCAUGAAGUUUGUUGCUCUUCAGUAAUUUCACUUUUGAAACUGUUAAGGUAGAUUCCUUACUCUUGAAGGUACAAUAGUUUUGAUUUUUGAGUAAAAUUUGAGAUCUGGAAUAAUAAUGGAAAAUAUCCAGACUACAAGCAGACAAACUAUGGGAUCAAUAUGAAAAUAAACAGCUUGAUCUCAGCAAUGAGUACCUCACACAUAGGAAUGUUUUGACUCAAGAUUUAUUGGCCCUAAAAAUGAGAUAGAUACUAGUUGAAGCAGAUGAUGUGGAGGUGAGCUCUUCCUAUAAAUUAUUCUUGUGGACUUUGUUUAUACGACUUCCUCCUUAGCUGUUAAAAUAACUUAGCAUCAUCUUUGAAAUUCUGAUCUUGUUUCACAUGGAAGUAGCUUCUUGCCAAAUUCUUUGAGCUACAGCUGCAACUUACUUGAUUCCAGGUGCUUUGUGAAGACUGGUUCUCUUGGGCAGUCUCCUUCUUUAGGAAAAUACUAUUUGCAUCACCCACUUGGGUUUCAGUUAGGAACCAGGAGUUCUUCCUCUGCUACCAGAGGCGGUUUCCUCCUAGAGCCUGGUGGUUGUCAGGUGCCUGAAGCACCUCGUAGUGGUCUGGACAGCAGCAAAGCUGCUCUAAUUUUAUGCUGGCAACUACCCUGGAGUCAAGACAGUGCUUGUAUCAUUGGAACAGAUGUGUGGUUUGGAGCAUGUUUUGCCUCUGCCCUAACCUGUAGUAACACAGUGUGGCAGUCAGCUAAGUCUGGGUCCUUAAAUGGCAAACUCCUUAUCUCCAUGGGGAAAAAAAAGAGCUCUUAGUUUAGAGAAAAGAACAUUUAUCAU